Molecule: messenger RNA, 456 nt
Organism: Ambispora gerdemannii
Lineage: Eukaryota; Fungi; Glomeromycota; Glomeromycetes; Archaeosporales; Ambisporaceae
Source: the annotation of a GenBank genome assembly
AUGUGGGAGCGAAAGUUGAAAGGAAAGGGUCAGAAUAUUGUAAGUCAUGUUGAGGUGGCGGAAACUGGAUCAGGGAAAACACUUGUAUUUGGACUUCCUAUUCUACAGUAUUUAGUGAAUGAGGAAACCUAUCAAGAUGAUACACGCACAAACGAGCUUGUGGCGUUAAUUGUUACUCCGACUAGAAAAUUGGCGAUAUUUAUAUUGAGCAUUGGAAAGUUUGAUGACGUCAAGAUCAUAACACUUGUCAGCGAUAUGGCAGUUCGACUAAUGGAUAGACAUUCGAAUAUAAUUGUUGCUACUCCUGGUCGAUGCAUAAAAUUCUUUGUACUUGAGUAUGCUCGAGUACCCGUGGAACAUUUUUAUUAUGUACAUCGAAGUGGUCGAACGGCAAGAGUUCAACGAGAAAGAAUAAGCUUUAUGUUGUGUAGUCCUGAAGAAAUUGUAUUAUCGUAA